Beta vulgaris subsp. vulgaris (sugar beet) is the source of this 1155-nucleotide messenger RNA. RefSeq lists its product as uncharacterized. Lineage: Eukaryota; Viridiplantae; Streptophyta; Magnoliopsida; Caryophyllales; Amaranthaceae. The transcript has a single exon. Bases 1 to 1155 code for a protein of 384 amino acids. Gene Ontology annotation, molecular function: RNA-DNA hybrid ribonuclease activity; nucleic acid binding. The record is from RefSeq and is a predicted model, not a curated record.
AUGGUCUCAGACUUGAUAAACAUAAACAGAACUUGGAAAUCUUCCACUAUCUGGUCCUUGUAUCCGGCCAAAGAAGCAAAAGAAAUCCUAGCUACUCAUAUUCCAAAAGAAGAAGUGGAGGACAAUCUAGAAUGGAGUUUAACCAAGUCAGGCACCUUCUCGGCAAAAUCGGGUUAUUGGUUCCUUCAUAACAAAGAGAAUGACGAGGUUGACAAUUCAAAAUUCUGGAAGCAAUUCUGGAAGUCAGACAUUUUCCCGAAGUGGAAACUCUUCUUAUGGAAAAUUUGGAACAAUGCUCUGUCAACAGCAGAUAAUUUAGUCAAGAGGAAAAUCACAAAGAUAAACCCUAUCUGCUGUUUGUGCAACACUAAAAAAGAAACUCUAGCUCAUCUCUUUCGAGACUGCCACAUUUCCCAAAGAAUUUGGAGUUCUUCAAUGGGAAUUGUAGCUUCACAAGGUGCCCACCUCAAGAUUCACGAGUGGAUCAAAAAUUUUCUGAACCUCUUCAAGAAGAAAAGAAAAGAGGAGGGGAGCGUCAUGGAGAUUGAUUUCAUUUCAACGUUAUGGGGAAUAUGGCUCCAUAGAAAUGAAAUCAUUUUCAGAAAAUCCAAUCUCAAUCCCGUAAGGAUUAUGGAGAUAAUCAAAGAGAAUAUCAAUAGGGCUAGGGCUAAAAGAUCACAAGGAGAAAUUAAAGCUGAUAAUGCUUUUGAGGAAAGCCACAAAGACCUGCAAUGGACAGUAGGACAAAGUAGGUCAAGCAACGUCCAAACGUUGGUUGUAGAUGGUGCAUGGAAGAAGAACACUCAAACUCAACAAUGGCAAGCUGCUAUAGCCUGGAAAAAUCUCAACAACGACCCAAGGGAGGAAUUCGCGGGGAAAAUCUUCGCAAACUCUGCAAAACAAACGGAAGCCUACUCAAUUAUGAAAGCUUUAACAGAUAUGGAAUGGCGUUGUACGGAGUUGAUUAUCAAAACAGAUAACCAAGAGAUCAUUCGCGCCCUUAGGAACCCUGAAAAGAACAAUAAGGAUACGGAUAAUAUCAUUAAGGAUAUAAGGAAAAUAGCUAAUAGCGUUAUGUUUGUUUGUUGUAAAAAAGUGAGAAGAGAAGAAGUCAUAUUAGCUCAUAAACUAGCGGUCACCACUAGGAAAAGCUAG